Messenger RNA from Microstroma glucosiphilum, 812 nucleotides. RefSeq lists its product as hypothetical. The record is from RefSeq and is a predicted model, not a curated record. Bases 69 to 812 code for a protein of 247 amino acids. NCBI's taxonomy places the organism in Eukaryota, Fungi, Basidiomycota, Exobasidiomycetes, Microstromatales, Microstromataceae. The transcript has 2 exons.
CGCCUGCCCAGCCUUAAAUCUAGUCUGUAUCCUACUCAAAGCUCCCUCAUCUCACGCACCUUCUAUCCAUGUCAAGCAGUGCAGCCUCAGGACCAAUGGGGGAGAGCUCCAAGCGUAAAGCCGGCAGUGAAGCAGUUGCAGGAAGCAGCAGCAGCAGCAGCAUCUCCCGCGAUGGGAAGAAGGCCAAGCUAAAACCACAGGACGAAGCCACUGCUACGGGAGCUGCCGCUGCUGCUCUGAGCGUAGACGAAGACGACGAAUGGGCCCGAUUUCAGCAGGAAGUCCUUGCAGGAUCUGCUGAAGAUACCUCUAGUGCUGGUACUAGCGGCUCUCUCCUCCCGCCACCACCACCACCACCCACAAACAUCUACGCGAACGCAACGAUUGAAGCGCAGCCUGAGCUCCGGCGACCACCGAACUCAGCAGAAGGAGAUGUGGAUGGCCCUGACACUGGCUCUGGGACUCAAGAGGAGGAGACAGAAGCCCAACGUCGUCGUCGUCUCGCUCGAGAGGAGCACGAAGAGAUCCUCUCCCGACUAGAGGAGGAGCAGAGGUUACAGGAUGAGGCCGAGGAGAGGGUAUCCUCUCUCAAAUCGCGACUGGAAAGGAUCAAAGCGGCACGAGCUGCCAAAUCGUCCUCUUCUAUAUCUGUAUCAAAGACAGAGGACAAGAGCAAGAGGAACAGCAGCAACAGUGGUAGUCAUAAUGGGAGUGGGAUUAACGGCACUAGCACUGGCACUGGCGCUGGCACUGGGGCUGGCAGUGGGAGCAAAAGUAGAGAGGAAGUGAAGAGCGUCGAAAAGGCGACGUGA